UUGAUUGCUUUUUUUUUGCAGGAGGCAGUCAAGACAGAAAACAAUGAACACAUAAACCUGAAGGUGGCAGGUCAGGAUGGAUCUGUUGUGCAGUUUAAGAUCAAAAGACACACGCCGCUCAUCAAACUCAUGAAGGCCUACUGCGAGAGACAGGGACUGUCGAUGAGGCAAAUCAGGUUCAGAUUUGAUGGACAACCAAUAAACGAGACAGAUACACCAUCACAGGUACAUCUGAAGCUUAAAACAAUGAGUACUUGCUCUGAACCAAUCACCGAUCAUAGGGAU
Molecule: messenger RNA, 285 nt
Organism: Menidia menidia (Atlantic silverside)
Lineage: Eukaryota; Metazoa; Chordata; Actinopteri; Atheriniformes; Atherinopsidae
Source: the annotation of a GenBank genome assembly